Messenger RNA from Gasterosteus aculeatus aculeatus (three-spined stickleback), 2796 nucleotides. RefSeq names its product inhibitor of nuclear factor kappa B kinase subunit beta (gene ikbkb). The record is from RefSeq and is a predicted model, not a curated record. Gene Ontology annotation, cellular component: cytoplasm; IkappaB kinase complex. Gene Ontology annotation, biological process: peptidyl-serine phosphorylation; positive regulation of transcription by RNA polymerase II; tumor necrosis factor-mediated signaling pathway. Lineage: Eukaryota; Metazoa; Chordata; Actinopteri; Perciformes; Gasterosteidae. Gene Ontology annotation, molecular function: protein binding; ATP binding; IkappaB kinase activity.
UACAGGAAAUAAGAGAAUCAGGAAGUAAAAAGCUUUCCAGAUUUGUUGUGUUGCCGAAUAACCACGAAACGGUCAAAGUUUAAGUCGGUUAGAGACCAGAUACACGCAUUGUUAAAGCUGCCGGCCAAGUUUAAGGACCAGCGGAGGAGGCCAUGAAUCGAGUCACUCUGCAACAGCAGAGCUGUGGGUCCUGGGAGUUGAAGGAGCGUCUGGGCACCGGAGGCUUUGGGAAUGUCACACGAUGGCAAAACAAGGACACAGAGGAGCAGAUCUCCAUAAAGCAGUGCCGUCAGGAGCUGAGCGAGAGAAACAAAGAGAGAUGGGUACUGGAGAUCCAGAUCAUGAAGAGGUUGGAUCACAUUAAUGUUGUCGCAGCCAGAGAGGUUCCUGAGGGAAUGCAGGAAAUGAUAACCACCAAUGACCUGCCGCUGCUGGCGAUGGAGUACUGUCAGGGAGGAGAUCUGAGAAAGCAUCUGAACCUCUUAGAGAACUGCUGUGGAAUGAGAGAGGGCUCCGUUUUGAUCCUGUUACGGGAUAUUUCCUCGGCUCUCACCUACCUCCAUAAGAAGAGGAUUAUCCACAGAGAUUUGAAACCAGAAAACAUUGUGCUGCAGCACGGAGAAAAGAGAUUGAUCCACAAGAUCAUAGAUCUUGGCUAUGCCAAAGAGCUGGACCAGAGCAGCCUUUGCACCUCCUUUGUGGGAACGCUUCAGUACUUGGCUCCAGAGCUCAUUGAGAGAGAGAAGUACACGGUCACUGUGGACUACUGGAGCUUCGGGACUUUGGUGUUUGAGUGUAUUACAGGAUUUCGCCCUUUCUUACCAACCUGGCAGCCCAUUCCUUGGCACAACAAACUGAGGACGAAGCAGAAGGAUGAUAUUGUGGUCUAUGAGGACUUAACAGGGGAAGUCCACUUCUCUAAACAUCUCCCUCAGCCAAACGACCUCAACAGUUUGUUAUCAGAGAGGCUGGAGAGGUGGCUCCAGCUGAUGUUAAAGUGGUGUCCUCAGGAGAGAGGCAAAGACCCCAACGCCACACCCUCAGACUGCUUCUCCCAGCUGGAGGUCAUUCUGCAACUCAAGCUGGUCCAUGUCCUGAACAUGAUCUCGGCUAAAAUUUUGACGUACUCCGUCUCAGAAGAAGAGACCGUGGCAGACCUACAGCUGAGAAUAGAGAAGGACUCCAACAUCCCUGCGACUAAUCAGGAGUUGCUGCUGGAGGCGGGUUUAGCCCUUGAGCCUCACGGACUGGCCACACAGUGUGCCGUUGAUUACACGGAGAUAGACGGGCGAAGGACAGACUCUCCUCUGGUCUUCCUGUUUGAUCGUUCCUCUUGCAGCUAUGAACCGCAGUUUGCUCCGCGCACCCUCCCAGAAAACAUCCGCUUCAUCCAAACCUGCCAUAAACCAAUUCUGGCCUACAGCCCUCUGAGGAGGACCUGCGGCCAGGCGUGGCACACCAUCCGCUCCCUGAAGGACGACUGGCAGAGGCUGCAGCAGGGCCAGAAGGCCGCUAUCAUGAGCCUCCUGAGGUACAACUCCUCACUGUCCAAACAGAAGAAUGAGAUGGUGUCCAUGCACCAGAGACUCAUGGCCAAGCUGGACUUCUUCACCACCAGCCUUCACAUCGACGUGGACAAAUACCAGGAGCAGACAGCCACCGGGAUCGCGUCAGAGAAACUCAUGGGCGUGUGGAGGGAGAUGGAGCAGACUGCUGUCAGCUGUGGUCAGGCCAAGGUGAGCGAGCUGGAGGAGGAGAUGAUGCAGCUGCAGCCCGACAUAGUGGAUGUGCAGCGGCAGCCGUGGAGGAGUGGAGAGGCUCUGGACACACUUGAAGGAAAAGCCAUGGAGCUGUUCCGCAAACUCCGAGAGAAACCCAGAGACCAGAGGCUCCCAGGGGACAGUCAGGAGGUGGUGCGCCUGGUGCUUCAGGCCGUGCAGUUCUACGAGAGGAAACUCCGAGACUUCUACACACACCUCAGUAAGACCGCGGUGUGUCGUCAGCGCGUGAUGGAGCUGCUGCCGAAGGUGGAGGGCAUGGUGCAAAGCAUGGUUGAGAGCGAGCAGGUCCUGAUGAGUCUGCAGGAGAGACGACAGAGGGAGCUUUGGAACCUGCUCAAAGUGGCCUGUAGUAAGGUUCGCAGUCCGGUAAGUGGGAGUCCGGAUGGAUUACCAACCCCCUCUUCGGUGCCGCCUCUGCUGACCCCAAGACACAGCUUGCAGCAAUUUGACGAGUCUCUGGUGGAGGAGAGCAGGACCUUCGAGGGUCGGCUCCAGAGCCUGCUGCACGACACCAUCCAGGAUUCACAGAGCAGUAUGGAGGUGUUGAGGGAGUGGACGUGGCUGCACAGCAGUCAGAACUUCUCCAGCGACCUCUCCUGAGUUGGGGUUCUUUGCUUACAUGUGGUACUCUACUGCCCCUGUCUGGAUGGGAUGUCAGACUACAGCUGUAGAUGCUGGCAUAUAUUUGCUUAAUGUGAUUAAGAAGUUUGUAAACCCACUCAGGACUCUGAACUUGUAGAAGCAGAAAAUGAACAGCGAGUGGUUUGUGUCAUGGAUUAGCAUCAGGGGGAUUCAUUUAAACUGGAUCUUAUACAUUUUAACAAAAUAUGAAAUAUGUUUUGUACAGUUGCCCUUCUUAUUGCACAGAGGAACCAGAUGAAAUAUUUCAUAGAAUCCCAGUCCCAUCCCACCAAUGCACACUCCUGCAGUGUGCCAGUAUGCUCCUUAGAACAGAUGGAGAACUGCUUUAAUUCUCAAAUUUAAGUCAAUGUAAAUACAUAUUGUUACCAAAAUA